CCCUAUAUCAUAAAUCUUUGCCUUAGAGAGUUUUUAGCAUAUUAAAUUUCCCUUUUUCCUUCAAUAUUCAGUUAUAUAUAUAAUUAAUCCUCCAAAGUGAUAUUCAUGCAUUGAACUAAAAUCUUAAAAAUAAAAUUUACAAGAUUCAACACACAUAUUGAUGGAGGCCAUAAAGAAAUUAGGAACAGAGAAUGUUGUAGCAUCUGAAACCCAGUUGGAAAUACCCUUAUUAGAAGAUGAACAAAUUGUUGAAAAACCAAAGAAAACACCAGCACAAAAGGUCAUUAGAAAAACAUUCAAGAAAACAGCUAUUUUAGCCAAUCUUUUACCCUCAGGUUCUGUUCUUGCAUUCCAAAUUUUAUCACCAGUUAUAACACAUGAAGGCCAAUGUCAUUCCUCAAUUAGCCAUUCUAUGACAUUAGGCCUUUUAGCCUUUUGUGCAAUCUCUUGUUUUUUCCUUAAUUUUACGGACAGUUUUCGCGACGAAAGAGGGAAAGUUCGUUAUGGAUUUGCAACAUUCAGAGGUUUAUGGAUUAUUGAUGGCUCGAAUAUUACCAUUCCUCCUGAGGAAGCAACAAAAUAUAAGUUGAAAUUUUUGGAUGUGUUUCAUGCUUUGUUAUCUAUACUUGUUUUUGGCGCUGUCGCGGCGUUUGAUCAAAAUGUGAUCAAAUGUUUGUAUCCUUCUCCAUCACCAGAAACUCAAGAGAUUCUUGCAAUUUUGCCUAUGGCUGUUGGCGUAAUUUGCACACUGCUGUUUGUUGCAUUCCCUACUACUCGCCAUGGAAUUGGCUUCCCUCUUUCACGUCGUUAGGAAUACUCAUUUCUUUUCUCUUAUUCAAUUUAAUUCUCUUUAUGUACGAAAUUACAGACGACAUAUAGUGAAUGGAUGAGUCCCUUAACUUUGAAACAGCUCCCUUUCUACUUUCCUUCAUAGGGGAGGUAGGAAAAAAAAAAUUGGAUAAUCGCUGAUACAGGCCGAUCGGGAUCCCAGCAGUCAAAUCAUCCUCACCUCCUUCCGAUCAAAUAUAUUCUAAGAUGUGUAGAGGCAGGAGAAAGGAAGGAGGAAUUGAUGACCAGCUUUAGAUAGGUGAAUUUUUUUUUUUUUAAUUUUAAUGUUUAUGUAUCAAUUGUUUAAUGCUAUUAA
This is a messenger RNA of Nicotiana attenuata, 1144 nucleotides long. RefSeq lists its product as uncharacterized. Bases 161 to 811 code for a protein of 216 amino acids. The record is from RefSeq and is a predicted model, not a curated record. The transcript has a single exon. Gene Ontology annotation, biological process: endomembrane system organization. Lineage: Eukaryota; Viridiplantae; Streptophyta; Magnoliopsida; Solanales; Solanaceae.